Molecule: messenger RNA, 3636 nt
Organism: Closterium sp. Naga37s-1
Lineage: Eukaryota; Viridiplantae; Streptophyta; Zygnematophyceae; Desmidiales; Closteriaceae
Source: the annotation of a GenBank genome assembly
AUGGAGAUUGACGCCGUGCAUCUGUGCGGGCUACCAGGGGGGUUACAGGAGACCUCAUGGUCAGUGGUAGGCACACGGAAGGAACCUCCUGGAGUCUUCAUAGGGGCGUCGAAAGUCGACGAUUUCACCAUCCUGCUGUCCAGGCAGUCGGACGGCGCGUCCACAUUCUCCGUGUCGUCUCGGACUCGGCUCCGCGCGUGGCCUCUGGGUCCGCCCACGCACCGUUUCGCGGCCCCGUGCGUCUCCGACCGCGCGUCCCGCCACCACUACGCGCUGCUCCAGGGGAGUGCGGACGCGCCAGCGACGGGCGCACCAGGGGCGGAUGCGCCAGCCGCGGAGGCGCAGGUGCUGGCGAGCUGGCCUUUCGGCGCGUCCUCUAUUGCGCCCUCCGCGCUCCUGCACAAGACAGGCGCGGCGGACGGUUGCUACGUGGUGGAAGCUGAUAGGCCGAUCGUCCGCCUGUUUCCACUGACUGCGGCGGGAAGCGCCAACGCUGACGCAACGAAGCCUGCAGACGAGACCACACCUGGCACCGCCGCCACCGCUACCGCCACCUCUACCCCCGUCCCGCCCUCCGGGGGUGUUCUCGCCCUCUGCGCGGAUGGCUCCAUCCGAACCUACUCGCCGGACCUCUCCCUGACCUCAUCGCUCACCGAGCCUGCGGACGGACCUAAGAUCCGGGUGGAGGCGUCAGGCUCGGGGAGCUGGCUUGGGAACAAGGGGGAUGGGAAGCGGGGGAGUGAGUGGGUCUUGGCAGUGGUGGGUGUGGAGGAAGGGGAGGGGGCGAGUGAGGGAAGCAGCAAGAGCGGCAGGGGCGGAGAGGCAAGGGUGGUGAGAGUGUACCACGUGGCGUGUGGUGCGGCGGGUGAUGCGGCCAUGGCUGAUGUGGAUGUGAUGGCACGAGGCAACGGGCAUGGGGAUGUGCCUGUAGUGAAGGUGACUCUGUUGAAGUCCUUCAGAGUCAGGAGCCGUGGGCAGGAGGGGGGAGAGGAGGAAAAGGAGGAGGAGGAAGAGGCAGGAGGGGAGGAAGCAGGGCGUGCUGUUGUGUCGCUGUGCGUGGGUGAUGCAGGCGAGAUCAUGCUCCUAUGGAGUGAUGCCACGUGGCAGUGCUUCCCCAACACCAUCCCACCCCAAGCCCCCAAGGACUCCGUCACUCUCCCCGCUUUCCUGGAAGCAUCCCUGACACGAAGCCUUGCAGUGGCGGCAACACAGGUGGUGCCUGAGGGCGGUGCCACCCACCACCCAGCUUCAAAACCCUCGUCUUCCCAGGCGAGAGUGACAGCAGCAGCCAUGGCUGCAGUGCCUGGGUCUCGCUACUGCGUCGUACUUGCUGCCAAGCCCCCUUCUCACACUAAACCCCCUCUGAACGCCACAGACAACGCAGUUCCUGCAAGUUUGCCGCUUUUCGCCAUUGCCUUGGAUACCCUCUUUGGCUGUGUGCACGCCUGCACCCCUCUCCCCUCCUCCUGCUCCCUCCCCGCCUCCCUCCCCCCCUCGCCCCUCCCCUUGCCGCUCAUUCACGCGGAAUGGGUGGGCCCUUCCCCAGAAGACGCCUCCCUGCUGGUUACCACGCCAACCACACUGAACUCCUUGCAUGUGCACUGCCCCCCGCUCUCCCUUGCCUCGGUUCUAGGGGCUUUCCAACCCGCCGUGCCCCUGCUCUUGCCCACCGAACCUGCUGCCGAGCCUGCUUCCGGAGCAGCAAGGACUGAUUCGGUGAAAGUAAGGGAGGUGCCUGCAGGUGUGGUGACUGCUGGGUGGGGUGGUUUGGCUGCUUCUGCUGCUAGGGCGGCUGGUUUGGCGCUAGCAGACAAAUCUGGGCCGGGCCACAGCAACCCGCUACAGCCGACUGGGUGGUUUGUGGGAUCCACAUUGCAUGACUCGGGAUUGGUGAAGAACCUUCCAGGAAAGGACGCGGGGAUAGAGGGCCAGGAAGGAGAGGAAUUGGGAGGGGGGUUGAAGCCAGGAGUCGGGCAAGGGAAGCAGAAACUGAAAGAGAAGAAAAAGGCAAAGAAGUCGCGUGGGAAGGCAAGGUUUGGAAAGUUGCACAUGGCCCUGAACCUGUCCCGGGCUGCGGACGGCAAUGGGCGGCAGUGGUUGUCUUUUGUGGGGAGCGAGGCAGAGAUGGCCUUGCUCAAUGCUCUGGAAGGAAUGGCUUUGAGGAGCGAGGAGGGGGUGGAGGGUGGGAAGGGAGUAGGGAGCGAGGGUGUUGAGAAUGGGGAGGAGAGGGAGGAGGGGGAGGAUAUGGAAGAGGGCGAGGCGGAUGAGAAGGAAGAGGAGAUGGAGGAGGAUGAGAAAGAGGAGGGAGAGGAGGAGGACGAAGAAGAGGGAGAGGAUGGGGAAGAGGAAGCAGGAGAGGAAAAGGACGCGUACGAGCGGGCAUUGGAGGAGGCAGAUGGCUUGGCAGAGGGCGGCAGCACGGAGCGGAGGAGAGGGAGAGAGGGAGACGCAUCCAUGGCAGACCAGCACAGGCUGGCCCGUCUUAUCCUGGACUGUGCCAAGCAGCUGACUGAGGAGAGUGGGCUCGAACCCCCAGCAGCCGCAGCCGCCAUGGCUGCUCUGAGUUCGGACCACCAGUCACUUGCCGCCUCCGUGACCGAAUGCGUGCGGCUGUUCUCGCCCUCGGUUGUGUCAGCGCUGACUCAGCACGCGCUGGCACGCUCCCACCGCAUGCUGCUCCGAGCCAUCGUCAGCUCCGGCCAGGUCACGUCGGCGCUGUGCCCGAACCUGGUGCCGAGCCUGGUGGCUCGGCGGGAGGUGUUGCUGCUAGAGGUGUGUCUGGUGCACAUGGGCGACCUGCCUCCCAGACACCUGGCUCUCAUUCUCCGCUUGCUGCUGCAUGAUGCCGUGGCUGCCAGUGAGCAUGCAUGCGAGCAGCAUGCCAGAAGCAACGCAGAGAAAGGGAGAAGUGUGGAUGAGGAGGAGGAGGAGGGGGUGGGUGGGAAGGGAGAAGGGGUGCAGGAUGGGCAGGGGUUUGUGAGCAGCAGAGUGGCGGAGUUGAGGAGGCUGAGGGGGCGGAGGGCCGUGGCAGAUGUACGUUCAGUGCUGGCUGGUGCUGCUACAGGGUCUAAGAAGUUUAAGAAAGCCAAUCAUGCCCGGCUUCAGUCCUCGCUGGCAGCUGCGCUGACAUCAUCUGCUGAGCUGGACGCGUUCACUGACGCCGAGCUCAUCCUCCACACAGUUGUUGCCGUCCCAUUCGACGAUACGAUUCUCGCUGCUGCCCUGGCGCCUCUCUCCCUGCCGCACGUCCGCUUCCUCUUCUCAUACUUUGCCAAAUGGGUGGACGUGUAUGCGGCUCGGGGAUUCGCUGUUGAGCUUCCUGCCUACUCUGUCUUCGGGGCGCAGCCGUUCCUCCCCGUACCGCGUUUGGAAAGAAUCUUCGCGUGGGUGUCUACUCUCGUGGAUUGCCACAUCACCCGCCUCCUCAUGCUCCCGGACUGCUUGGAGCCAAUCGCGCGGCUCCACCGGUGCGUCAUGCAGCAAGCAGCGGUGGACAGGAGGCUUACCUCGGUGGUUGGGUUUGUGCCGCACAUUCUGGCGGGACUGCCUCUCCCGGAGAAGCACCCUGAUGGUGGCAGUGAUGGUAUGGUGGGUGUUGAGGAAUCUGGGUUGACUGUCCAGGUUGUGGAGUUGUGA